ACAAGGUCACAUCCCGAAGCGUUUGAUCACUUGUUCCUUUGUUCUCCGCCCCUCCGAAAUUCGACCACUUCGGGAGAGAGAGCAAGCUCCGUCCCCGCCCUCAUGGCGGCGUUCUUCGCCCGGCGAACCAUCCGUGCCCUACGCACCAACCAAUCGGUUCUUCAAGGUGGGCAGCCUGCAGCAGUGUUGCCGAAUUACUUGCCAGCAAUUAACUCGAGUCCCUUUUCAUCAAGAGCAAAGGAACUGAAAGAGGAUGAAGAAAGGGAAAAGCUUGCAAAGGAAGUUGCAAAGGACUGGAGUGCUGUUUUUGAGCAAAGUAUUAAUACAUUAUUUCUGACUGAAAUGGUGAGGGGUCUGAUGCUGACACUAAAAUACUUCUUUGAGCCUAAAGUCACAAUAAAUUACCCCUUUGAGAAGGGCCCUUUGAGUCCCCGUUUCCGAGGAGAGCAUGCGCUCCGACGGUAUCCUACCGGGGAAGAACGUUGCAUUGCUUGUAAGCUUUGUGAAGCGAUAUGCCCUGCACAAGCAAUCACAAUUGAAGCAGAGGAACGUGAAGAUGGCAGUCGUCGCACUACCAGGUACGAUAUUGACAUGACAAAGUGCAUCUAUUGUGGGUUCUGUCAAGAGGCUUGCCCUGUUGAUGCCAUCGUUGAGGGGCCUAACUUUGAAUUUGCCACGGAAACCCAUGAGGAAUUACUGUAUGACAAGGAGAAAUUGCUGGAAAAUGGCGACAGAUGGGAAACUGAGAUCGCCGAAAACCUGAGAUCUGAGAGCCUUUAUCGUUGAAUUUAUUUUUAAUCUGAACUUCACUGAGGCUACUCAUGUUCUUGUAUUUCCUGAAACUAGAAAAUAAAGCAACUUUUGUAACUUUUGAUGUUUUGCAUUCAAUGUGCUUGAAACCAGUGUUGUUAUUUUCCAAACAAUCCAAAUUCUCAGGUAAAUCAUAUCAAACUAUUGAUGAGAUCUUUUUUU
Dioscorea cayenensis subsp. rotundata (Guinea yam) is the source of this 972-nucleotide messenger RNA. Its product is annotated as NADH-ubiquinone oxidoreductase subunit 8-like. Bases 103 to 786 code for a protein of 227 amino acids. Gene Ontology annotation, cellular component: membrane. Gene Ontology annotation, molecular function: NADH dehydrogenase activity; 4 iron, 4 sulfur cluster binding. The record is from RefSeq and is a predicted model, not a curated record. Lineage: Eukaryota; Viridiplantae; Streptophyta; Magnoliopsida; Dioscoreales; Dioscoreaceae. Gene Ontology annotation, biological process: mitochondrial respiratory chain complex I assembly; mitochondrial electron transport, NADH to ubiquinone. The transcript is spliced from 8 exons.